This is a messenger RNA of Dama dama (fallow deer), 444 nucleotides long. RefSeq names its product parathyroid hormone (gene PTH). The transcript is spliced from 3 exons. NCBI's taxonomy places the organism in Eukaryota, Metazoa, Chordata, Mammalia, Artiodactyla, Cervidae. The coding region runs from base 1 to 444 and encodes 147 amino acids. Gene Ontology annotation, molecular function: parathyroid hormone receptor binding; hormone activity. The record is from RefSeq and is a predicted model, not a curated record. Gene Ontology annotation, cellular component: extracellular region. Gene Ontology annotation, biological process: intracellular calcium ion homeostasis; cell-cell signaling.
AUGGGAGUGUGUGUGCUGCUCUCUGAUCCUACAGUUAAAAUUCAGAGAGUUGGGAGUGACGUCAUCUGUAACAAUAAAAAAGCUUCACAGUUUAAUAUGAUGUCUGCAAAAGACAUGGUUAAGGUAAUGAUUGUCAUGUUUGCCAUCUGUUUUCUUGCAAGAUCAGAUGGGAAGUCUGUUAAGAAGAGAGCUGUGAGUGAAAUACAGUUUAUGCAUAACCUGGGCAAACAUCUGAGCUCCAUGGAAAGAGUGGAAUGGCUACGGAAAAAGCUACAGGAUGUGCACAACUUUGUUGCCCAUGGAGCUUCUAUAGCUUACAAAGAUGGUAGUUCCCAGAGACCUCGAAAAAAGGAAGACAAUGUCCUGGUUGAGAGCCACCAAAAAAGUCUUGGAGAAGCAGACAAAGCUGAUGUGGAUAUAUUAAUUAAAGCUAAACGCCAGUGA